Trypanosoma theileri is the source of this 435-nucleotide messenger RNA. RefSeq lists its product as uncharacterized. The coding region runs from base 1 to 435 and encodes 144 amino acids. The record is from RefSeq and is a predicted model, not a curated record. NCBI's taxonomy places the organism in Eukaryota, Euglenozoa, Kinetoplastea, Trypanosomatida, Trypanosomatidae. The transcript has a single exon.
AUGCAUGCCCCUGAAUGGCCAACUUUCGAGAAUCAGUAUUUAUACCCUCUUUUUACGGCUAUUCAUGAUGUCGGCUGGGAAAAAGGUGCGCUCGCGGCUCGAUGGGAUGAGCUUAAUCGAAGUUACGCAGAAGCCGUUGAAGAUUAUCAACAGAGAGCGGCUGUGGCACAGCAGCGGGUGGCCGAGGAGAACCAAAACAUUUCAGCACGGGCUUCGGCCGUUGCUGAAUACGAAGAAAUUGUUAACCGGCGAUCUGUAGAACUCCAGAAUCAGAUCAAUGCGUUUGCAGCCCACUUGGAAAAGGCGAAUCAGGAUUUGGAGAGCCGGGACCAACAGCUGCGGGCCAGGGAAGAAGCAUUCUCGAGGCGUGAAGCGGCAUGGGAAAAACGCCAUCGAGAGAUUACCCACGCCCACCCAAAGAAAGCGGACCGCUAG